Molecule: messenger RNA, 339 nt
Organism: Arabis nemorensis
Lineage: Eukaryota; Viridiplantae; Streptophyta; Magnoliopsida; Brassicales; Brassicaceae
Source: the annotation of a GenBank genome assembly
AUGGGUUGUGCACAAUCUAGGGUUGAUAACGAAGAAGCGGUGGCGAGAUGCAAAGAACGGCGAAACGUGAUCAAAGAUGCGGUUACGGCUAGUAAAGCUUUCGCCGCCGGUCAUUUCGCUUACGCCAUUGCUUUGAAGAACACUGGUGCUGCUCUUAGUGACUACGGCCAUGGCGAAUCUGAUCAAACCCUAGAUGUUUUGGAUCAAACCCAUUACCAUCAACAGAGUCAUGACCGAGGAAGUGGAACAGUCUUCGCCGCGAACGCCGGAGAAUGUUGGGAAUGGGAGAAAGCAGCGAGCGGAGACGCCGGAGAUUGUGAGUGCUUCGCCGGGGAAUAA